UAUUCGACAUGGCUGACGUGGAGGACUCGGGCGGGAACCCUGUCAAUGAGCCUCUCGAUCUCGUGCGCCUUUCCCUCAAUGAAACGGUAUUCGUGAAGUUACGAGGAGACCGCGAAUUGCAAGGAAGACUACAUGCAUACGAUAGCCAUUGCAACUUGGUUCUUGGCGACGUGACGGAGACGGUAUAUCUGGUAGAUGAGGAAGACGAGGAUAAUGUGCGGACGGUGAAGAAGCAGUCAGAGAUGCUGUUUGUGAGAGGUGACUCCGUGGUGCUCAUUUCGCCGCAGCAGUGAAAAGACGAAGGGGCAGGAGGGGAAAAGCACAAAGAGAGAAAGACAGACUCCCAGCUGCAGGAGCAGAAACGGCUUGCAGGAAGCUGGGAAUGCAGCUCUUCUGCAGGGCAAAGAAGCAUUGAGAGGUCGCGUUGUAUGCCCUCAAACAUUAAGAGACAGGGUCGUGGAAAGAUUGCACUCAGCUGCAUGGACAUGAGCGUCCGAGACAUGGUUGCAUGACUGCGGAAAGAGGAUACGCUGGGAGAACCCUUUUUCAUCACAAGUUCAAACGUACUACUGCCAUACGGGAGGUAUCAAGGAUUCUCAGAUGCUAUGGUAGUCUGAUGCUGUACACCGCUUAGGAUAUCAUGGAUUAUGCUAUUUCCCAGGCGGCCAUGAACCCGCCUCCC
Molecule: messenger RNA, 682 nt
Organism: Pseudocercospora fijiensis CIRAD86
Lineage: Eukaryota; Fungi; Ascomycota; Dothideomycetes; Mycosphaerellales; Mycosphaerellaceae
Exons: 3
Coding region: 9-293 (94 amino acids)
Biological process (GO): mRNA splicing, via spliceosome; P-body assembly
Cellular component (GO): catalytic step 2 spliceosome; P-body; U4/U6 x U5 tri-snRNP complex
Molecular function (GO): RNA binding
Source: RefSeq, a predicted model, not a curated record